AUGGAAUAUGGGUUCGAACUUUGUUUGCCGGAGUCAAAGGUCUAUGCUGCGCGGGUGAAUAAUAUGUGUGUGGCGCAUUUAGUCCUGUGUAAUUUUGGGGCACAUUUCAAUGAGUCGCUUAUGAAAAGAUUUAGAGAGAGCUGUUUUGGGCACCUGUUGGGCCUCCAUAAAACUGCAUUUAGUGGUCAAAUUGUGCAUGCUCUGGCACUCCGGCGAGUCGGAGGACUUGGUGUUAAGGACAUGAUGGGCCUUAGUUAUGCAAUAGAGCCUGACAUAACGUCCGGGGGGGAUGCUCAUAAUCGAUUUAUGAAAGCGCAUUUUAGCAACAGGGGUCACAUUACUUGCAGUGACUUAGAAAAUGCAUUCCUAAAGUCCGAAAGAGGAAGCGAGGACUUGUUCAAAUUGGGACUGCUGUAUUUUGUGGAGUUUGUGAUAAUGGUGUCUGCAAGAUUGCAAGAUUCUCUGUUGUUUGCUCCUGGGAAGAAAGAGAGUGAUGAAGAGAAAAAUGGGAAGGUAAAAGGACAAGAAAAGGGAAAAAAGGCGGUGUGGAGUUCAGUGAGAAAAGGGAAGAAAAAGGUGGAAGAUGAGAAGCCUAAAAGAAUAAACAGACCUGCAUGGAAUAUAAAGGGAUUGAGCUAUGCUAUCCAGAUUUGGGUGUAUGAAUUAAUUGCUGAAUUGGGAAUUCUCCCCCUUAGAUAUUGUAAGCGGAUCGAGGAACCUGCAUUAGUCCCUCGAAAUUGCCGGUGGGAAUCCACGGAUAAAGUGCCUGAGUUUAAAAAGCUGAACGUUUAUAUAUUUCAAAGCAAACAGCUUGUUAUACUGCACCUCUUACGACCAAGUCAAUUGGAGAUGAGCCAACCGUAUUGGAGUUGGGGAUCAGAUGUUCUUGAAUUUGAUGCACCCAGUGUAGGUCUGCGAGUAUGUAAGGACCUUGAUGAGUUAAACUCUGUUGUGCAGCAGUUGAGGAAUGAGGUUGCAGUAUUGUACCGUGAGAAGGGUCAGCUAGAGGAGAGAGUUUUAUGCUCGGAAAAGUGUACGAGGUAUGCAGACGCGAGGAAGACUAGGGAUGCUAGAGCGGAGAGGAAUAAGACUAAGGAUGCUGGAGAGGAGAGGAAUAAGACUGAGGAUGCUGGAGCGGAGAGGAAUAAGACUAAGGAUGCUGGAGAGGAGAGGAAUGAGAUUGAGGAUGCUGGAGAGGAGAGUCAGAAGACUGAGGAUGCUGGAGAGGAGAGUGAUAAAACAGAUGAUGGUGGAGUAGCCGAAUCGAGAGAGCAGUGUGUACAAAAUGCUCAAGAAGAGGUGCAAUAUACACCCCCAGAUAUAAAUUGGGAUAAUCCAGGUGUGGUGUGUGUCACCCUUUUUAGAUUUCUUACGAAUCCUCCUCGAAAGAUUGACACGUCCACUGCUGAGGUUGAAUGUGGCGAAGAUGUUAUAGUUGGGGUCCGGCGAAAAGAGUGA
Molecule: messenger RNA, 1458 nt
Organism: Prunus armeniaca (apricot)
Lineage: Eukaryota; Viridiplantae; Streptophyta; Magnoliopsida; Rosales; Rosaceae
Source: the annotation of a GenBank genome assembly